This is a messenger RNA of Cercospora beticola, 901 nucleotides long. RefSeq lists its product as uncharacterized. NCBI's taxonomy places the organism in Eukaryota, Fungi, Ascomycota, Dothideomycetes, Mycosphaerellales, Mycosphaerellaceae. The record is from RefSeq and is a predicted model, not a curated record.
GUUACAACCAUCAACCAGAACACUCAUCUUCGAAUGGCUUCUAUUGAUCACUUCGACAUGUCCAGCUUUACCGGCAGAGAGAUCAUCUUGCGAGGGCCGCACCUCCUCCAAUUCGUUUACUGCCUCUAUGGCGGUGCCUUAUCAUACGUUGCCAUAACCAACCUGCAAAAGUACGAGGCAACAUCCAAGAAGCUUGCCGAAUGGUCAAAAGAAGCAGAGAACCAGUUAUGGAAGACAAGAACAACUCAAGCGUCGGGAGCUCUGGCAAUAUUGGCCUCUUUCAUCGGAUCUUUCAGCCUCGCCUUCUUCGCAGAUUCGCUACCCAAAUUGAUGCGUAUGACUACGUCUCCUGCCCUGGUCGUGCUGGUGCUAUUUACUCGAGGUCACAUCAAGAAUUACUGGGCACCAAAGGACGGCAAGAAUAUCACUCGCAUCCCACUGCCCAAAAUGGGAGACUACAACGAGGCUGAACGUAAGACUGAGGGCUUGCUCAAGGUGCUGGAGUAUCUGGAGUACAGCUGGGUCCUGACGAGCUUUAUCAACGGCAUGAUAGGGUAUUGAACUUUAGUACUGAUAUCAAAAGCUGAAAUUCAGAACAUUACAGACAGAAGUCUCAACUGCUGACGCGGUCGCGUCGCUAGAGGGCAGACACCAGCCGGCAUUACUGAAGUUGGGAAGAACAUCACCGGUUAACAAACACAAUUAGUUUACGUCUGAACGGCUCAUUUCUGCUUCUCACCAUAGCCUUGCCUCUCAAGACAGAUCAGAGGCCUGUUAGGUUUCCUAGCCAGUCUGCGGCGCAGCAUCGCGAAGAUUGCCAAGCAUUCAACCGACGAUCCGGCCAGCCAAAAGAAUCGUCUCCCUCUCGAUAAAGUCGACACUACGCUCUCAUCGCAGUCUA